Molecule: messenger RNA, 789 nt
Organism: Malus domestica (apple)
Lineage: Eukaryota; Viridiplantae; Streptophyta; Magnoliopsida; Rosales; Rosaceae
Product: fasciclin-like arabinogalactan protein 14
Cellular component (GO): plasma membrane
Source: RefSeq, a predicted model, not a curated record
AUGGAGAACACAAAGGACUCCGUCAUCCUCUGCCUUGCCUUCUUCCUUGUCUUCUCUUCGGCUUCGGCCUUUGACAUCGUCAAGCUUCUCGAGAAGCAGUCGGAUUUCAGCAGCUUCACCAACUACCUCAAGGAGACCAAGCUCGGAGAUGAGAUCAACAAGCGCAGCACCAUCACUGUGUUGGCAGUGGACAAUGGGGGCAUCUCAAGCAUCUCCGGAAAAUCCCAAGAUGUGAUCAAGAAGAUCCUGAGCGCACACGUGGUUUUGGAUUACUAUGACCAGAAGAAACUGACCAAUUUAGUUACUUCCAGCAAGGUGUCAACCCUAACCACAAUGCUCCAGUCCACUGGCCAGGCCAAGGACCAGCAAGGGUUCAUCAACCUCGGUAAGAUAGACGAGGGAGGGCUCGCUUUCGGGUCAGCUGUCAAGGGCAGCAAGCUCAACGCCAAGUUCGUGAAAUCCGUUGUCUCUCAGCCCUUCAACAUUUCAGUUCUUCAAAUCUCAAAUGUGAUUGAAAUUCCUGACAUUUCUGCUGCCUCGAGCCCUGCCAGCUCACCAAAAUCCUCUGCCUCACCAGCUCCUUCUCCAUUAAAGAAAUCAUCCUCUGAUGCUCCCAGUCCUUCCUCUGAGGUUUCAUCCCCACCUGUUUCUGGUGAUGCUUCAUCUGCAUCCUCACCAUCUGCUGAUGCACCAGCCGGAUCAUCAAGCUCUACCACUGGUUCACACCGUGAGAUGGCUGUUGGCGCUGGAGUGGUGAUCAUGAGCUUGGCUUCCCUUUUGUUUGCUUAA